Molecule: messenger RNA, 3563 nt
Organism: Hyalella azteca
Lineage: Eukaryota; Metazoa; Arthropoda; Malacostraca; Amphipoda; Hyalellidae
Product: nephrin
Exons: 13
Coding region: 177-2957 (926 amino acids)
Source: RefSeq, a predicted model, not a curated record
GCGCUGUGCUGGUGCUGUGGUACCGCGAGAGCCGCACCGAGCCUGUGUACAGCUACGACGCGCGCAACAACAACUUCGGGGACGGCGAGCGCUGGUUCGACGAGACGGUGCUGGGGCGGCGGGCGUUCUUCAAGGCCCUGGCGCCCGUGCCCGUGCUGAGCAUCGAGCCCGUGGCCAUGGACGACCACGGGGACUUUUCGUGUCGCGUCGAGUAUGUCAAGUCCCCCACCACCACCGCCGCCUUCACACUCUUCGUCAUCGUGCCCCCCGGUCCCCCCACCAUCACAUGGAGCGGCCAGCCCGUGGUGGAGGCCGUAGGUCCUCUACAGGAGGGCCAACAUGCGGAGCUCGUGUGUACGUCGGUGGGUGGCCGCCCCCCGCCCUCCGUCACCUGGUGGAAGGGGGACAAGAAGAUAGGGGCUAGGGAGGAGGUGGGGGUGUCUGGUGGAGGUGUCAUGGAGAUCUCUUCGAAGAUCCGCGUGUUCGGUGGAAGAGAUCUCGCCUUCGUGCCGCUGAAGUGCAAGGCGCAGAUCCACCCUCGCGGCGUCAUCACCAUCCCUCCACGCAUUGCGUCCGUUACACUCAACGUCACGCUUCCCCCCCUGCAGGUGGAGAUCAGGGGGGGCGAGCACCCCGCCAACGAGGGGUCGUCGGUGCGGCUGGUGUGCGUCACGUCGGGGUCACAUCCCCCCGCCGUGGUCACGUGGUGGAAGGGGGGCAGCCUCAUCACCAGCGUCACGCACACCAUGGCUGACGGGGGCAACGUGACGUCAGCAGCCGUGGUUCUGUCUGUGACGAGCGAGGAGGACGGGACAGUCGUCACCUGUCAGUCCAAGAAUCCCGCGUUACCCUCACCAGCCCUCACCGACUCCCUCACCCUCAGCGUCUUGUACGAGCCUCGCGUGGAGCUGCAGGCGCGGGACUCGGUGACGCAGCUCAAGGAGGGCGAGUCUGCAGAGCUGCUCUGCAGGGUCCGUGCCAACCCUCCCGCCCACCUCUACGCUUGGUACCUCAACGGAGCGGCCGUGGUGCAGGACUCAGUGACGGUGGUGAGGGCGGGACGGCUGAGCCUGCCGUCUGUACGGCCGCACCAGGCAGGCCGCUACACCUGCGAGGCCACCAACAUCAUCGGCGCCACCACCAGCAACGCCUUGCACAUCACAGUCCUGCACAAGCCGCGCUGUGCUAAGGGCUUCCAGUCGCGCAGUGAGCGCGUGGCGCGCGGUGACACCGUACGGGUAACAUGUCGCGUGGACGCCUCGCCCGCCACCAGCCUCGCCUACACCUGGACCCGCCUCACCGACGACGGCCGAGAGACGCUCCUGCCCUACAUGGCCACAAACGAUGGGCUGACUUCGACCAUCGAGGUGACGCCGGUGGCCGUCGCCGACUACCAGACGCUUGUGUGUCGGGCGGCCAACAGCAUCGGGCGGCAGCAGGAGGGCUGCCAAGUCACGUUGAUACCCUCAGGUCCUCCCGACCCGCCCUACGACUGCAGGGGCGAGGCUGGUGCAGAGAAAGGCUCGCUGGUUGUCACCUGCAUUGAGGGAUUCAACGGUGGCCUGCCGCAGCAGUUCACGUUGCAGGCGUGGCAGAGUGACACGCUCGUCGCUAACAUGACGAGCGAGUUCCCCGAGUGGGGUGUGGGUGGGCUUGCGGAGCUCAAAGAACUCAAGGUGCAGAUCUCAGCCCACAACCAACAGGGCUCCAGUGACGUCCUUACCCUCGAUCUCCCCAACAUUGCUGCCACGCAGCAGCUGCAGGACAGGCACAGGCUCCUCAAACAGAAAGACACGGAGCUGCUGGCGCCAGGCUGGUUACCUGCCGUGCUAGGCGGGAUCGUCAGCACACUCGUGCUGCUGCUCGUCGUGCUGCUCGUGUCCGUGACGAUCCUUCAUCGGCGACGUCGUCGCAACAUCAGACGAAGGCAAGACUCCAUCAAGCAAAUGAUGGCCAAAAGCACACCCGAGGACGAUGAGGUCGCCACUGCCUUCACAGCAGUCCACGCUGAUGCCACGAAACUGGCCAGCUUGAGACACCAGCCCGACGUGCUCCUCUUGAAGCCAAGUUCGCGGCAGUCGACCCGCACAUCGACACCUCUCGAUGCUGAGAAUGGGUCCAGGCUGCACCUCAACCCCUGCUCAGAUGUCCACUCAUGUCAUUCACCCUGCGGCCAUGCGUGCGAGGAGGGAUCGCUGCUCGCCGCCCUUCAGAUUCAUCAUAACCCGGAGCUGGCCGCCGGCUCCUCGAGCGUUUGUUCCGACACCGACUCUGACAACGCUGUUCUGUGUUCCCCCACGAUGGAGUGUCGGAGUAUUCACUCCCCUCACUGCUCCGCGCUCAGAAGAGGCCACACUCACUCUGUAUGUUCACCCACGCGUCGUGUGCGCUGCAUGUGCAUGACGAAGCAUUCGCCGCACUCAGUCAUGGCGUGCCGUAGUAGGGCAGAAGAAGUCAGACUUGGCUCACAAGAGGCCGAGGACAGCGGCCUGGAGGACACAGUCGGCAGUGCUGAAAAUUUGUCGGCUUCCGGCUGCCCCAGAUGCCUGAUCAACGCCUCGUCCGCAGCUCCUCCCAGGCAAUCUUUCUCCUCUCCUGAUAUCAACGUCGCGUCUAGCGGGUCACUAAAUAAGCUGCAGCAAUGUCGCUGGCAGCAAUCUUUGAAGAGGAUUUCUAUUGACGGACAAUCAUCAGGCGUCGGUCGGCCGCGUGCAAGACGCACGCACUUCGCGAGCAUACAUAAGCCUUCGGCAUCGCAGUACUUUGAUGAGCCCAAAUACGUUAGUUUAACAAGGCCGUUCCAAGGCUCGGCAUCUACUGCUACGGAUAAGAAACCGCUGUUUGCCAAAGAUAACGCCGCACAAAUUAUUCCGAAUCAAACGAAAAACUUGAAAUCGCCAAGCAAAUCUGUUAACAAAAUCGCACCGUUGUCGCCUUGUAGGGAGAGUGAGGUAUGAGAAUUAUUCAAAUAAGAUUUAUUUUUGCUAAUGAAUUGUAUAUAUUCCCAUUUUCCGAUGAUAAGACUUCGUCUUGAUCAAAUUCACUAUAGAUCUCUGUUCAAAACGUGAUCGUGAUCGAUUACCAGAAGCUCAAUGAAGUUCAUUCAUUAACUACAUGUUUAAGUUGAGUAUCCAAGGCGAAUGUAUCAUCUCGGAGCGAGAAGCAUUUAGCUCUGAUGACCAAAGUGCGCUGCCUUGUCAACAGUGUUUGUAUUGUGCCUGUGCUUGCCAGUGUUUCAAUAUUUACGGUUAAGGAAUAGCCAAUGGUCUUUUAUCUCUCCAACAACAUUUCAAUAAGUCCCGGAAAUAGUCCGCUAAAAUGUCUAUCUCUUCCCACAAUGUUUGCCUCUGUUGAAAACAUUUUCCGCAAAAUCUUGCCAAAUGCACCAGCAACCAUUUUAGUCUAGGAAUAUUAGGCUGCAAUUAUUUUACAAGCUUGAGGCAGUUUAUUUUAAAUACAUUUUUAAAAAUAUGUCAAAUUGUAUAAUGCAUUUUAAAUAUAUCUAUCUACCUCGUGGACCAAAUGAUAUACUCAAUAACAAGGUUUAUAGGUGUAAGCAUCGU